GACAAGAAAUUGGCAGUUCAAAAGCGUAUUUGUGAUGACACCAAACACGCAAAUCUCCUGUCUCCAUCUCUCAUCUCCUCUAUAUAUAGAUAUAUACGUGCACCUAUAGAGAGAGAGAGAUGGCGGCAAAGGGUGGCGGCGGACAUGGCGGCGGGGGAGGAGCUGGAGGGAGCAGGGCGGGAAGAUCGUACGCGAUGGUGUUGAUGGUGGCGUUUGGGGCAGCCAUUGUUGGGGUUAUGAUCCUUUACAAGUUCAGAGAGAGGCGCAUCUUCAACCUUGUCCUUCGGGACAAAGACACUCAGCUCCUCUCCCUUCACCUCCUUUUGCAGAAGGAGAAAGAGAAUGCAAAAGAUGCUAAAAGGCAAAUGGACGAUCUGAAAGCGAAAAUGCACAAGCUUCGGGGUAAGAAGGCGGACCUUGAAGCCAGAAUCAUGGAGAUGGAGUCCACCAUUUCUUCCCUCAGAGAAGAGCAGAAGACGAUCUCGUCUUCGCUCAAGGAGAAGAAGAAGGAGAUCAAGGUGCUGAUGGACUACAAGCGAGGGCAGAACCGAGAAACUGCCCGGCUCAUGGCCCUGUCCCAGGAGCUUCAGAAGAAGGCAGCAGAGAUCGAAGAGCUGAGGCUGCGCGUCGACUUGCCGCCGCCGGCAGUCAAGGUCUGGUCAGUCAGUUCUGACGACCCGUCAAGCCUGCCGGCCAAUUUCACCACCAAAGCCGCCAGACAAGAAGAAGAGGUCAGGAAAGAAAACGGCCGCGGCAAAAGUGCAGAAAUUUCAUCACAGAUGCACAGUCAGAAUGAGACUGCUGAGUCGCAACAGGUUUCUGAAAACGGGGGCACCACUUUGGUAGGCGGAGGAGGCGAUCAGUCAAGAAAUGGGGUUGAGUAUGAAAGCACGGGAAGAAGAGUUCGAAGGAUGGGGAGGAGGAGGAGGAUAAAUGAUGGUAACAGAGAUGCUGCUUCUUCUUCUGAUACUGCUCUGAAAUCUGAAAAUGGAGUUGAAAGUGUGAGAAGCGGGAAAUCACUGCCAGAAAGUGAACGAAAACGGGGGAGCAAUGAACUUGGUCUUGACGAAACAAACGGGGAGAUGUACGGAAGAGAAAAGAAUGGUAGAAGCAAUGUGCAGAAGAAGUUACCUGCCAAUUCAAGAGCUGUUGAUGACAGCAAAUUACUGAACAAACCUGAAAAUUAGAAGCCAGAAGAGAGAACCAACAUCACAAGGGAAAACAAAGGUCAGAGGCCCGAAACUUCAAGCAUUAUUAUUAUUACUGAAAAGAAGGUAGAAGAAGAAGAUGGUUAGGAAACAUUAAAGGAAGCAGAAACCUCUAGCCAGUCAGCCUUGGGUGCAGAUGACAUCUUUAUGUCACUACCAAAUAAUAAAUGCUUUAACUCAUG
This is a messenger RNA of Cuscuta campestris, 1390 nucleotides long. NCBI's taxonomy places the organism in Eukaryota, Viridiplantae, Streptophyta, Magnoliopsida, Solanales, Convolvulaceae. The record is from the annotation of a GenBank genome assembly.